This is a messenger RNA of Triplophysa rosa, 1567 nucleotides long. It is a transcript of the gene ebpl, whose product is annotated as EBP like. Gene Ontology annotation, cellular component: endoplasmic reticulum; membrane. Bases 740 to 1363 code for a protein of 207 amino acids. Gene Ontology annotation, biological process: sterol metabolic process. Gene Ontology annotation, molecular function: cholestenol delta-isomerase activity. The transcript has 4 exons. The record is from RefSeq and is a predicted model, not a curated record. NCBI's taxonomy places the organism in Eukaryota, Metazoa, Chordata, Actinopteri, Cypriniformes, Nemacheilidae.
AUGUCAGUGUUUACAUAUGUGAUGUUCAUUUAUAUUUAUUCUUGCCUCAAGAUGAAAGUACAAGGGUUUUUUCUAGCGUCAAGCUUUUAACCUUAGCUUAUGCAGGUUGAUCAGAUUUGGAAUACUUGGCAUACUUUUGUACAUUUUAGUAGGUAACCACUAACCACGUGUUGUGGCUAUAAAUUACAUUUAUUCAUUUGGCAGAUGCUUUGAUCCAAAGCGACUUACAAGUAUUGGAGCAUAUAAACAUUUUGUCAACAUUUGUUAAUUCAAUGUUUUUGAAUUGACAUUCAUAAAAGGCUAAACCAUUACAAAAAUGAAACUUCAAGAUUUAAAACGCUUUUUAUAGACUGUUUCAUCGGACGCGUGCAUCUGGCCCGAAGUUAACUUCCGGUCUGUGUUUGGUUAUAAAAUGGCAACAUAUUUUUUGUUUAAUUUAUAUUCAUAUUUAUUACCAAAGUUUUACUACAAAUAUCAUGGCUAAACUAUGGAAUAGUGUGAAUAUCGUAAAUUUGUGGUUUUAAGUUCUCUAAAUUCUUUUAAACAGAAUUUCGCAAGGGUUGGCGGCUUGGCGCCAAAAUGUUCACACAGUUCUAAGACGUGGACUGGCGAAAGUGGAGAGAGUGCAGCGCGAGCCUACGGGUGCAAAGUUCUGCCGUUAGAACUAUGGGCGGAGCCUGCAGCUGUCACUCAUUCACCACAGUUACAAACAUCGCAUUGCAAAUUAUAAAAGUAUAUAAUGGCAGAAUCCGGUGAACCUGCACUUUUCAGUAAAGUCACUGUUUAUUCUCUCCUCGCGUGUGUGGGGCAGUUUGCCGUCGGAUACGUUUUUGCGCAAAAGUGGGGGAACAAACGUUCGACUGCUGAUAGAUGGGUCCUCGUGUGGCUGUUUUACGACGCAAUAGUUCAUUUUACUCUGGAGGGACCCUUCGUGUACAUGUCACUGGUUGGAAAUGUGGCAACUUCCGACAACCUAUUUGCAGAGCUGUGGAAAGAAUAUGGAAAGGCGGAUGAACGCUGGUUAUACUCGGACCCAACGAUAGUAUCUCUAGAGCUUCUGACGGUGGUUUUGGUUGGCGUUUUGGCCCUGCUUCUGAUCUACGCCAUCAUCAAAGACAAACACUACAGGCACUUCAUUCAGAUCACUCUGUGUGUGUGCGAGUUGUAUGGGGGAUGGAUGACCUUCUGUCCAGACUGGCUAAUCGGAAGCCCCAACCUGAACACCAACAACUGGCUGUACUUGUGGGUCUACCUGGUGUUCUUCAACGGGAUCUGGGUGGUGGUGCCUGCACUCCUUCUCUGGCAAUCAUGGAGGGCUUUAGCGGAUUUAAAAAGGACUCCAUCAGUAUCCAAACAAGAAUAGAUAGACUCCAAUAUAAAAUACACCAAAUCAUUGUUGCAGUAAUAUUAAGCUAUUCAGAGGGAAACGGAUUAGACUGCAGUUAAUGCAUUACGCAUUUAUUGCGUUCGCAGAAGGCAGUUAGGCGCGGGUUUGCAUAACUGGUGGUGAAGACAAAUUGGAAACAAUGGAAGCACACACUGAACUUUUGAUUCAUAGCCUCUUAGU